Molecule: messenger RNA, 863 nt
Organism: Lepisosteus oculatus (spotted gar)
Lineage: Eukaryota; Metazoa; Chordata; Actinopteri; Semionotiformes; Lepisosteidae
Source: RefSeq, a predicted model, not a curated record
AUGGCUAUGCAGGAGCUUCGCCCGAACCACACCAUCUACAUCAACAACCUCAACGAGAAGAUCAAGAAGGAUGAGCUGAAGAAGUCCCUGUACGCCAUCUUCUCGCAGUUCGGCCAGAUCCUGGACAUCCUGGUGUCGCGCUCGCUGAGGAUGAGGGGCCAGGCCUUCGUCAUCUUCAAAGAAGUCAACAGCGCCUCCAACGCCCUGCGCUCCAUGCAGGGCUUCCCCUUCUACGACAAGCCCAUGCGGAUCCAGUACGCCAAGACGGACUCGGACAUCAUCGCCAAGGUGAAGGGCACCUACGUGGAGCGGGACCGCAAGAAGGAGAAGAGGAAGGUCAAGGGCCAGGAGGUGCCAGGGAAGAAGGGGCUGCAAGGGGCCGUGGCGCCCAUGACUCCUGGGGUGCCCACGCCCAUACCGGGCAUGCCACCCAUGACCCAGGCUCCUCGAAUGAUGCCGAUGCCCGGACAGCCCCCCUAUAUGCCCCCGCCGGGCAUGAUGCCACCUCCUGGGAUGGGUCCCGGACAGAUGCCCCCUGGCGCAAUGCCGCCUGGAGCAAUGAUGCCAGGGCAGAUGCCUCAUGCUCAGGUGCCUGAGAACCCGCCCAACCACAUUCUGUUCCUCACCAACCUCCCCGAGGAGACCAACGAGCUGAUGCUGUCCAUGCUCUUCAAUCAGUUCCCGGGCUUUAAAGAGGUGCGCCUGGUCCCGGGGCGGCAUGACAUCGCCUUCGUGGAGUUCGAAAACGAAGUGCAGGCCGGGGCGGCGCGGGAAGCCCUGCAGGGCUUCAAGAUCACGCAGAGCAACGCCAUGAAGAUUUCCUUCGCCAAGAAAUAGCCUGGCCGGGGGCGGGCAGGGGCGGG